UAGAAAUCAAUGUUGGUAGUCUGCAGUGCACGAUGGGUAAUGGCGUUUCUGUGUAUGCCAGUGCAUAAUUUCGUCGAAUAAAUUGAAAUAAUGCCGCGAUUUGGCCGCAAUAAUUAGACUUGAAUCGAGGAUUUUUCACGAAAAACAUGGAUGAGGAGCUGGAUAACAUGUCCGGGAGCGACUUUGACGACGACGAGGACCCCGACAAGAUCGAAGUUCCUGGUGGGGGCAAAGACCUAGCUGCCGCUGCUUCGAUCCAGGAGAACCGCGAGUCGAAGUUGAAGCUUGAAGACAUGCUGAAAAACGAUACAAAACCGCCCCCUAUGAACAUGGGGGGUAAUAGCAAAAUGGGGGGUAAUAUGGCGAUGCCCCCUUAUGAAAUGAUGCGCAAUCAGAAUUUUCCAGUGGGUUCCCCCUACAGUAUGGGCAGUAUGGCCGCGAUGGCCAGUAUGCUCAGCAGUUUGGGGGGCCCCAUGAAUAUGGGCUCCAUGUUCCCGCCCUCAGGACCACAGGGUGGUUUCAACGCCGCCCAAUUUCUCCAGCAGAGUAAGUCCAACUCGCUUAAACACUUGGAAAUGGCGGCAAUGGGAAUGAACAAUCCCCACAUGCAGAAUCCAUUUCUGCAGAACUUAUCAGCGUUGCUGUAUUCAAACCAGUUUGGGGCUCCGCCCUGGGGGACACAAUUAAGUAAUAAAGCUGUUGCCUCAAUGUGGAACCCGGGGGCGAAGGCCAUGCAUCAUCAAGAAGAGGAAGAGGUCGACGACGAGGAACUCGGCGUUGCCGAAACCUACUCUGAUUACAUGCCGUCAAAGCUUAAAUUGGGUAAAAAACACCCCGAUCCUGUGGUCGAAACGGCCUCUUUGUCUUCGGUAGCCCCCGCUGACGUCUGGUAUAAACUUUCAAUACCCGAAGAGACAAUUCGUUUGGGGGCUCUUUCGGCCCUUCAACUCGAAAGUAUUACUUACACAUCUCAAGCCCAUGAACAUAUACUUCCCGAUGGUUCAAGGGCUGGUUUUCUUAUUGGAGAUGGCGCUGGUGUUGGCAAAGGUCGAACAAUUGCUGGCGUUAUUUUUGAAAAUUAUCUAAAAGGCCGUAAGAGGGCCAUCUGGGUCUCCGUCUCCAAUGAUCUCAAAUACGACGCCGAGCGAGAUUUGAGAGACAUUGGGGCCGGUAAAAUCGAAGUCCAUCCUUUGAAUAAAUUCAAAUAUGCUAAAAUCUCAUCGGCCGUGAAUGGGAAUAUUAAAAAAGGGGUCAUUUUUAGUACUUAUUCGGCAUUGAUUGGAGAAAGUAAUUCGGCUGGGGGUAAAUACAAGUCGCGUCUGAAACAAUUGCUACAAUGGUGUGGGCAAGAUUUCGAUGGUUUGAUUAUUUUCGAUGAGUGUCACCGAGCGAAAAAUUUAUGCCCAGUGGGCUCCUCCAAGCCCACUAAGACUGGACUCACUGUUUUAGAAUUGCAAAAUAAAUUGCCUAAAGCACGUGUCGUUUAUGCAUCAGCCACAGGGGCUUCUGAACCCCGUAACAUGGCUUAUAUGGUACGAUUGGGUAUGUGGGGCCCUGGGACUCCAUUCAAAGAAUUCGCUGAUUUUAUUUCCGCCGUCGAGAAGCGUGGUGUCGGUGCUAUGGAAAUUGUAGCUAUGGAUAUGAAACUGCGAGGCAUGUACAUUGCACGUCAAUUAAGUUUCCACGGUGUCGCUUUCAAAAUCGAAGAAGUGCCAUUGUCGAAAGACUUUGAAAAGACAUACGACGCUAGCGUGAAACUAUGGGUGGAAGCAAUGCAAAAGUUUCAUGAAGCUGCAGAAUUGGUCGAUGCCGAAAACCGGAUGAGGAAAACAAUGUGGGGACAAUUUUGGUCGGCCCAUCAGCGUUUCUUCAAGUAUCUUUGUAUCGCAGCAAAGGUGCCCCAUGCCGUAGCGGUGGCCCAUGAGGCCAUUAAAUGCGGGAAAUGCGUUGUUAUCGGAUUGCAAAGUACAGGGGAAGCACGCACUUUGGAACAAUUGGAGCGCGACGAUGGAGAACUGACCGAUUUUGUGUCAACUGCGAAGGGGGUUUUCCAGACUUUGGUCGAAAAACAUUUCCCUGCCCCUGACCGGAACCGGAUACAACGAUUAUUAGGCUUGGAUCCGCCAAUUUCCGGCUCGAAAAAGGCCAAUGGGAAUGAUGAAGGGAGUUCCUCCGGGAAGCGUAAAAUGCGUCAAGCUGCGGUUCGAGCCGUGAAACGGAAUAAAUGGUCGACGUCAGAUAGCGAUAAUGAUUCGACGAAAAGUUCCGACUCUGAGUAUCACAUGUCGAAUGUGGAGAGUGAGGUUUCUGAAGAACAUUCCGAUUCGAAUGCCAGCAGUGAUUUUAAUCCGUUUAAUUCCGAUAGUGACUCUGAUAACGAUCCAUGGAGCCGGAAUAAAAAGAAAGGGAAGAAACAGAAGAAAUCACCAAAAAAGAGAACCUCAACACAAGACAAGUUGUCCAUGUUGUUGACACAAAAGACAAAUAAAGCGAAAGUAAAUGGAGGUAUGUCGAAUGAUUCGAAACCGGCGGCGCCUCCAAUGGACGCCAUCGAACGUGCAUGUCAAAUGAAAGACGAAAUUCUCUACAAAAUAGAACGAUUGGGUGAACGUCUCCCUCCCAACACCCUUGAUCAACUAAUCGAUGAACUUGGCGGUCCGGAAAACGUUGCAGAAAUGACAGGUCGUAAAGGUCGAGUUGUGCAAACUGAAGAUGGAGGUAUCCAAUACGAAAGUCGUUCUGAAGUCGAUGUCCCCCUUGAAACACUAAACCUGACUGAAAAACAACGUUUCAUGGAUGGCGAAAAAGACGUUGCUAUUAUAUCCGAAGCGGCAUCUAGUGGCAUUUCGUUACAAAGCGACCGACGAGUUAAGAAUCAACGUAGACGAGUGCAUAUCACAUUGGAGUUGCCGUGGUCGGCCGAUAGAGCUAUACAACAAUUCGGACGAACGCAUCGCAGUAACCAAGUUAAUGCCCCUGAGUAUAUUUUCCUCAUCUCGGAUUUGGCAGGAGAGAGGAGAUUUGCCAGUAUUGUGGCGAAAAGAUUAGAGAGUUUGGGGGCGUUGACGCAUGGUGAUCGACGAGCGACGGAAACGAGAGAUUUGAGUCAAUUUAAUAUCGAUAAUAAGUACGGAAGAGCGGCGUUGGAGGCGACUAUGAAAGCAAUCAUGGGAUAUGAGAACCCUAUAGUACCACCCCCACGUGACUACAAGGGUGAUUUCUUCAAAGACGUGGCGGCGGCGCUAGUGGGGGUGGGACUCAUUGUCAAUAGCGAGAAUAUGCCAGGGGUUUUGAGUCUCGAUAAAGAUUAUAAUAAUAUGUCAAAGUUCCUCAAUAGAAUACUCGGGAUGCCGGUCGAGUUACAAAAUAGACUGUUCAGAUAUUUUACCGACACUUUGGAGGCUAUUAUCACCCAAGCGAAGCGUUCCGGCCGUUUUGAUUUGGGUAUCCUUGAUUUAGGGGCUGGUGGUGAGAUGGUGAAACGCGUGCGUACUGUCACAUUCCUGCGUAAGCACGCCACUGGUACAGCCCCCACUGAGUUGCACACUGUGCACGUAGAACGUGGAAUGUCGUGGCCGGAAGCCCUCGAAAAACUCUCAGUGCUUACAGCUGAAGAUGAAGGUUUCUACUUGUCCCACCAGAUUCGUAACGGCAAACAUACCGCUAUUUUGGCAGUGGCUGUGGAUAGCAACACGCCGAAAAAAUCGAAAAACGAGUCGAAGAAGGAGCAAAUGUUUUCGGUUUAUCGGCCAAAUACCGGAUUGCAAUUUCGACAGGAGAGUCUCGCCGAAUUGGAGAAAAAGUACAAGAAGGUUGAGUCGGCCGAUGCUGAGGAGGCCUGGACGCAGCAAUAUGACAGUUCGGUGAAUACCUGUUCGCAUGCGUAUUGGAGAGGGAAUUGCCGGAAUGUUAAUAUGGGACAUGAUUGCGAGGUCGGAUUGAGGAGGAGGACCUAUAAUGUGGUCGCGGGGUCGGUACUAUCGGUGUGGAGUCGAGUGGAAGGUGUGUUGGCGAGCAAGAAUGGAACGCAUAAUAAUAAGAUGCAAGUGAUUAGGUUGCGAACGAAAGAUGAUUUGAAAGUUGUUGGUACGUUAAUACCAAAGAAUUGCGUGGAUGCAUUGAUCGAAGCACUUUCGGCGGACGCGGAAAAAACCGAAGAAGUGACUUUUGAUUAGAUCAAGUCUGACGUAAAAAAUGUCAUGUAACGCAUACAGGGCCUCAAGUAUUCAAUGGCACGGAUAGUGACAUUAAAAAUUUUCAAAGACAUUGUGACUACUUUAGGUUUAGCGAAAGAAGAGAGAUAAGUUCCCAAGUAUUUUCUAAAAGUGUGUAAAACACGCUACAAACAUCGUUUAAUGAAACAAAUCUGUGAAAAUAGUUUUAUUUAGGUAAAUGUGUAUUUAUAUGACUUGUAGGUUUUUAAAUUGCGUUUCAGUUUUUGUUGUUUUUUCCUCGUUUUUUUGAUAUAUUUUUAAGUUUAGUGUGCGUGAUACAAAUACAUAAGUAAGACUUGCCUUUUUUUUAAUUCAUUUAUAUUAUUGCAUUCAUUCAGAUAUAUCGUGUAUAUUCAAAUGUGUUCUGCAGCAUAAUAGAGAUCAUUAAACAGGUA
Tribolium madens (black flour beetle) is the source of this 4609-nucleotide messenger RNA. Its product is annotated as protein strawberry notch. Gene Ontology annotation, molecular function: histone binding; chromatin DNA binding. Gene Ontology annotation, biological process: regulation of DNA-templated transcription. Bases 147 to 4175 code for a protein of 1342 amino acids. The record is from RefSeq and is a predicted model, not a curated record. NCBI's taxonomy places the organism in Eukaryota, Metazoa, Arthropoda, Insecta, Coleoptera, Tenebrionidae. Gene Ontology annotation, cellular component: nucleus. The transcript is spliced from 11 exons.